AGGACGUCUUCUCAUACAAAAAGAUAUUUUCGUCAGAGGCCAUGGGUGUCACGGCGAUAAUAUCACAGGGUGGCACCAGAAUCUUUUUUUUCUUAGCGUACACAUAUGUAUAUAUGCGUUAGUAUAGUAACUGCAUUCGAAGUCACCGAAUCUGAACUAUCAGUGUUCACGAAGAUGUUCUACGCGGUGAUUUGUCUUCUCCUUGUUCUUUUCUGUAUCUUCUGCGUCUACGAUUGCUUCAAGCCACAUAAUUAUCCUCCUGGCCCAAAAUGGAUGCCACUGAUCGGUUGCUUCUUCACCUUUCGACAACUGAAGCUGAAGAAUGGCUACGUUUACUUAGCAUUUCACGAGCUAAUGAAAAGUCACGGUCCGAUUCUGGGCUUGAAACUGGGAACACAGAAGGUGGUUGUGAUCUCGACGCAUGAUCUGGUAAAGAAGGUUCUUCUUCAGGAUGAGUUCAAUGGCAGACCGGAUGGAUUCUUCUUCAGGGUCCGUGCGUUUGGUAAAAAACGAGGAAUUUUAUUCGCCGAAGGACCAACGUGGGCACAGUGUCGUCGUUUUACGAUGCGUCACCUCAGGGCAUUUGGUUUUGGCCAAUCAAUUAUGGAGAAACAGUUGAUCAUUGAAGCAGAGAGUUUCGUAGAUUAUCUUCGUCGAGCUAGCGCGAAAGGUCCGGUGCCGAUGCACACGGCAUUCGAUGUCGCUGUAUUGAAUUCCCUUUGGUCCAUGCUUGCUGGCCAUCGAUUUGACUAUGACAAUGAAAAAUUGAUGGAGAUACUUGAUGCUGUUCACGGUGCCUUCAGGCUGAUGGAUACCAUGGGCGGUAUCGUGUCACAUAUGCCAUUUUUACGUUUCAUUAUACCAGAAUUAUCCGGUUACAACGAAUUAAUGAGAAUCUUACGAAAGCUUUGGGGUUUCUUAGACGAAGAGAUCACCAUUCACGAGAAACAACUGUCUGGUAACGAGCCUCAGGAUUUAAUUGAGGCAUUUCUUUUGGAGAUCUCAUCUAACAGCAAAAUCGAUGAUUCGAUCUUUGAUCGAGAAAACUUGUUGAUCGUGUGUCUCGAUCUUUUCUUGGCUGGCUCAAAAACAACGACAGAUACUUUAGCCGCCACUUUGCUAUUUCUAUCUUUGCACUCUGACUGGAUUAAAAUACUCCAAGAGGAACUAGAUAACGUUGUCGGUAGAUCACGAUCCCCAGCUUUGAAAGAUUCUUCGUCAUUGCCGAUGAUGGAAUCGUUUCUUGCAGAGGUACAGAGAUAUUUAAACCUGGCACCUUUUGGACUACCUCAUAAGACCAUGAAAGAUGUAAAUCUAAAUGGAUAUCACAUACCUAAAGAUACAAUGAUUCUUCUGGACUUUCACAGUGUCCACAAUGACAAGGCUUAUUGGGAUCAUCCGGAAGAGUUUCGACCACAAAGAUUUCUUGACGAUACUGGCCGAUUUUGUCCAAACAGUGCAAGCAUGAUUUUCAGUUUAGGUAAGUUCAGUUCAGUGUCUGUUCUUGUUUCAAAUGUAUUCAAAUUAAAUUCUUUCGUUUUAGGCAAAAGACGUUGUCCAGGAGAAAUGCUGGCUCGAUCAACCUUGUUCUUAUUCUUCACCUACGUUGUAUAUUACUUUGAUAUCGAAAUUUCACCAGACCACGGAAAGCCAGAUCCGAACGGCUACGAUGGUUUCACCAUAUCGCCAAAACCAUACCACCUGAAACUUACUUUAAGAUGAUUUGGCAAACUAUGAUUCUGUAUAAAAAAAAAAAAAAAAAAAAAAAAUAAUAAUAAUAAUGAACACAACUAUAAUUUAUAUACAUUUUCACAUUUUUAAGUGAGAGAAAUGAUUAAUAAAAUACGUACAACACAGUAGAUAUUAGGUAUUUAAAUAAACGAUAUAUAUUCCUGUACUGUAACGGUACCCUAGUUGCUUUUAAACGAUCUGUUUCCUAUUAACAAGAAAAUAUUUAGCACCGACGUUGAAGACUUAAUAUAAAAGGGCCGAAUCGCCACGUGACGUGGGGGCGAAGGUACAUUUGGACUUCUGCGAAACGAGCCGAUUUCGUUGAACGAGUAAAACGAAAACGACGCGUAAAGCGACUUUCACGUAGCAGAAACAAUAAACAUUAUCCGCGAGAAAAAUUUGUUGAAG
Messenger RNA from Osmia bicornis bicornis, 2139 nucleotides. RefSeq names its product methyl farnesoate epoxidase-like. Gene Ontology annotation, biological process: xenobiotic metabolic process. Gene Ontology annotation, cellular component: intracellular membrane-bounded organelle; cytoplasm. The transcript is spliced from 7 exons. The record is from RefSeq and is a predicted model, not a curated record. Lineage: Eukaryota; Metazoa; Arthropoda; Insecta; Hymenoptera; Megachilidae. Bases 106 to 1722 code for a protein of 538 amino acids. Gene Ontology annotation, molecular function: oxidoreductase activity, acting on paired donors, with incorporation or reduction of molecular oxygen, reduced flavin or flavoprotein as one donor, and incorporation of one atom of oxygen; heme binding; iron ion binding.